AUGGCCGUGUCCACUGACUUGUCAUUAUUCGCAGUAACCUUACUAUCUCCAAUAUUGUGUAUCGCCAACUUUGUUGCCCGUAAAGCACGUGAAGCUGCCGCAAAACCGUGGCGUCCUGAAGAUAAGGUGAUCCUUAUAACCGGAGCUUCGAGUGGAAUAGGCGAAUCACUUGCAUAUACGUUUUCCCAUGCUGGAUCAUCCGUGAUUCUGGCCGCUCGUCGAAAGGAUGAAUUGGAUCGCGUUGCCGAAAGAUGUACUGAACUGGGCGCAAAAGAUGUGCUUGUCGUAACAACGGACGUUACUUCUGAGGCGGAUGUGGAAAAUCUGAUAAAGAAAACAGAAGAGAGAUACGGUAAACUGGAUUGUUUGGUAUUGAAUGCGGGCGUGAGCAUGGGACAGACUUUUGAUUCUCUACAGAACUUGGAUGUCAUCAAGAGGUUGAUGGAUGUGAACUAUAUGGGAUGCGUGAACGUUACUUUUCAUGCAUUACCGUUGUUGAAGAGAGCACCAAAGUCGAGAAUAGUCGUUAACAGUUCUCUUGCGGGGAUUGCGGGUGGUCCUUACCGAACUGGGUAUUCGGCAUCCAAAUUUGCGGUCAGAGGGUUUUAUGAAGCGUUACGGGCUGAUUUAUGGGAUCAAGACAUUCAUAUAACUAUUAUCUACCCUGGCGCUGUAGUAACUUCCAUAAAUAAGACAAGAUUGGGCGAUCGUCCUUUUGAUUUAAAUAUGCGAGGUGCUAUGACGUCGGAGGAGUGUGCGCGUAUCAUGUUUGAAGCUACUUGCAAUGGCACAAAAGAAGUUGUGCUUACCGGAAAGGGGAAACUCAUUAGACUUCUGGAGGCAUCAUUUCCCGAACUGGCGGCCCUUCUUAUACAUAAAGUGUCACGAAAGAUGCUUAAAGGUUAG
This is a messenger RNA of Paraglomus occultum, 906 nucleotides long. The record is from the annotation of a GenBank genome assembly. NCBI's taxonomy places the organism in Eukaryota, Fungi, Glomeromycota, Glomeromycetes, Paraglomerales, Paraglomeraceae.